This is a messenger RNA of Cygnus atratus (black swan), 2640 nucleotides long. It is a transcript of the gene CD101, whose product is annotated as CD101 molecule. The record is from RefSeq and is a predicted model, not a curated record. The coding region runs from base 1 to 2640 and encodes 879 amino acids. The transcript has 8 exons. Lineage: Eukaryota; Metazoa; Chordata; Aves; Anseriformes; Anatidae.
AUGGGGCUGGUGUGGCGCAGGGUGGCUGCUCUCUUCCUCGUCCUCUUUCUCCUCCUGGGUGUGGGUGCUGGCCAGCGGGUGGUGACUGUCCAAAAGGGACCCCUUUACCGCGUGAGGGGGUCCCACGUCACGCUGUGGUGUGAGGUGAGCGGCUACCAGGGCCCGGCCGAGCAGAACUUCCAGUGGUCCAUCUACCUGCCCUCAGCCCCCGAGCGCGAGGUGCAGAUCGUCAGCACGGUCGACCCCUCCUUCCCCUACGCCGUCUAUGCCCAGCGGGUGCACAGGCGGGAGAUCUACGUGGAGCGGGUGCAGGGGGAUGCCGUCCUGCUGCACAUCAAGGAGCUGCAGGACCAGGAUGCUGGCGAGUACGAGUGCCACACGCCCAACACCGACGAGAGGUACUUCGGGAGCUACAGCGCCAAGAUGAACCUCUCAGUGAUCCCGGACACCCUCUCGGUUUCCAUGGGGUCCCAGGUCCUCACCCAGGCAGAGGGGGACGUGGUGGAGCUCACCUGUGAGGUGUCCAAGACCACUGCCCAGCACACACAUCUCUCUGUCAGCUGGUACCGCCUUUGGGGAGCAGGGGAGCACCAAGCUGAGGAGAUCCUCACCCUCUCCAAGGACUUCGUCUUGAAGCCGGGGCCAUCUUACACGCAGAGGUUUCUGUCGGGGAACGUGCGGCUGGACAAGGUUGGGAACACCACCUACAAGCUCUCCAUCACGGCAGUGGAGCCCUCUGACCAGGGGCAGCUGUACUGCGAGGCGGCCGAGUGGAUCGAGGACCCCGAUGAGACGUGGAAGGACAUCUCCCGCAAGCAGACAGAGAAGACAGCGCUGUCAGUCACAACCCAGGACCACGACCUCCAUGUGGGCAUCGUCGCCACCAAGAGCACCCUUUCUGAAGGGGACAUCUUGCAGCUCAGCUGCACGCUGGGAGCCCAGAGGAGCAGCAGCAGGUACUUCCAAGUGGCUUGGCUCCUCAACGGCAUGGAAGUGGCCAGGCUUGGCCCCUGCGGGUUGUUGGCCUGGAAGAAGGAAUAUGAGGAGAGAGCCGGGCUGGGGCAGCUCCGAGCAUUCAAGCAAAGCAGCGCAGUUUACGUCCUCGCUGUCUAUGGUGUGGGGCCGAAGGACAGUGGUGCCUACCACUGCUCUGCUUCAGAGGUGAAGGCUCCUGGAGAUGUUCAGAGCAUCCAAACCAACCUGUCAUCAGCCAUCAGAGUCGACGUGAAGCCCAUAGCAGGUCUUGGUCUGCGUGCCACGCUGAUAAGCCGGACCGCCACCGUCAGAUACACGCAGAGCUUUGAGCUCGUUUGCCAAGUGAGUGCCAGCCACCCCAUCGAGGAGGUGCUGCUCUCUGUAGGGUGGUUCUUCCAGCCCAACCCACCUGACGGCAGCUACCAGGAGCUGGUGCGGGUCCUUCCCGAUGGCACCGUGUCCUGGGGGCCGGCGCUGCCCCGCUUCCAGGGCAAAGCCCAGCUGAGGAAGGUGGGCGCCUCCUCCUGGCUGCGCAUCCACAGCGUGGUGUCCGGCCACGCGGGGACGUACCAGUGCGAGGUGGGGCUCUGGAGGACCCCACGGGGGCAGCCCACUGCCUCUGCCACCUCCAACGCCGUGGGGAUACAGGUCAUCCCGCCAGAAAGCAAGCUUCAAGUCGCUACGAAGGAGAGCUCCGUGGAGGUAGCUGGAGGUGCCGACACGAGCAUUGAGUGCAGGAUUUUGUUCUCCCAGAACGACUCUCAGUUGGCUGUCACCUGGCACUUCCUACCUCCUCCUCCAGCAGAUGCCACCCCCCUGCAGAUCGUGCGGGCCAGCUACAGCGGCCUGCUGGAGUACGGGGCCGACUUCAGCUCCCCUGCGCAGAGGUCCCGGUUCCUGAGCCAGAGGGUGUCCAGCGAGGCUUUCCAGCUGCGGAUCCUCUCGGCCGGCCCGGGGGACCAGGGCGGGUACCGCUGCCUGGUGGAGGAGUGGCGCUGGCUGGAGGACGGCUGGCGCAGCCUCGGAGAGGGGCAGUCGGGGAGGACCUCGCUGUGGCUCCGGCUGCCCGAGAGCGAGCUGCACCUGGAGCAAGCCAACCGCAGCAUCUCAGUGAGGGAGGGCGAGGAGGUGACGCUGGGCUGCCUGCUGCAGGACACCCAUGUGCCCACCGCCCGCCUCUCGGCCUCCUGGUUUCGCGGGGAGGAGGGCGGCCACCCCAGGACCCUGCUCACCCUGCGCCACGACGGCUCCAUCGAGUACCCCCAGGAGGGGCUGGCGGGGAGGCUGCAGCUCCGCCGCCCCACCGCCGGCGACUUCAGCCUGACGCUGGGCGGCGUGGAGGUGGGCGACGCCGGGCUCUAUCACUGCCAGCUGCAGGAGUGGCAGCAGCAGGGCAAGGGGGAGUGGGCGCUGCAAGCCUGGGCGCGCUCGGGGUACACCCGGCUCACCGCCAUCCCCAAAGAGUCAACUGUUUUGUCUACGAUCUGUUCGUCUCCACCAUUGCUGAACUUCAUCCUAUUCUUACCUCUGAUUCUGAUCCUUCUCCUGGCCCUUGCUGGCUUCUGCUGGUGCUUCCUCUCCAGGAAAAGCAAAAGCAAAAAGGGCUGCACCAAAGGAGAAGAGCUGAUGGAACUGAAAGGGGCUGGAGGGGUCAAGCAAACUUAG